Colletotrichum godetiae is the source of this 1409-nucleotide messenger RNA. RefSeq lists its product as uncharacterized. NCBI's taxonomy places the organism in Eukaryota, Fungi, Ascomycota, Sordariomycetes, Glomerellales, Glomerellaceae. The transcript has a single exon. The record is from RefSeq and is a predicted model, not a curated record. Bases 41 to 952 code for a protein of 303 amino acids.
CAGCACGACAAAACCCAAUGCAUCCCGAUCCCCCGUGGUCAUGGAUGGCUUACUACGCACACUAACACGCUCCCGCAACGCCGCGCCGUCCCCGAACCGCGGCAGCCGCAAUCGCAACCGACACAGCGGCGGGGGCGGAGGCGGAAGCGGCAAUAACCACGGCCAAAUCGAAAUCAUUCUCGAGACCCUCGCCCGAGGACUCGUCGAAUAUGCCGUUCAGAAGUACAUGAAGAAGCUGAGCGGUGGGGAUGACGAAGACAAGGAUGGAGGAGGAAGGAGGAACCACGACGACCGGCGCCUGAGCACGCGAGGCGGCAAAGACCAUGGCCAUGACGACGACGAGCGCGCUAGAGGCGGCGUUCCGAAUAUGGAUAUGGAGAUGCUGGAGCACUUGGGCAAGAAUAUUCUCUCCAAAGCCAUGGAGCGCUUCGGCGGUGGUGGGGGCGAGGAGGAAGAAGAAGAAAGGCGCGCGGACGAGAGAACGAGUGGACAGAAACACGGCAAGGGACGAAGAGACAGCCGGGACCAUGACGCAUACUCUCGCGACUAUUCACAAGAUCGCUCUCACGGGAGACGACACGUCGGCGGUAGCAAAGACGAAGACCGCGACCGUGACCGGAGAAGACGCCACAGCCGCGACAAUGGGUACCCUCCACACCGCGGCGGCGGCUCGCCCUCGCCGUUGAGACACCAUCGCGGUGACGACGAGACUCACCGCCGCCGACGACGCGGAUACGGGACCGAUUAUGCGCCGCUCAAAGAGGAACUGGAGACGCUGUCCAACACGCUCAUCUCUCUGAACGAGCGGCAGCCCGGACACGCCGACUGCGAGUUUUACGAUGCGUUUAUGGAGCGCUCGGGGAAGGUGCAGAAGGCUAUUGGGUCUGUCUUGGUGCAGGUUCGGGAGAGAGAGGAGAGGAGGGAGGAGAGGCGUGGUCGACGGAGGGGUUGAGAGAGGGAGUUUCCUUUUUCUUGAGAGGAAGUGCGUACAUGAUCAUGAGAUACCCAGAUGCUCUUCCCGGAUAUAGCUUGAUGAGGAUAAGGCGAUUAGAGCGAUGAUUUUGACGACGGUCUGAAAUGGCAAUACCCAGUAGCACGGAGGCAAUACCCCGGUUUCUCUUUACUUAGAAUUUUCGGUAGCGAUGGGGCUGAAGGGGUCGAAUUGAUGGUAUGGGUAGAGUGUGGUUUGUAGGAUAAGGUAGGAUCUAGAAUAGUUGCAACCUCUCUCCCGUCCCGUCCUUGUUUGCUACUCUGAGCGACCGCAAGCACGUGUUUUUCGAUCGGAAGGGGAGAAAAGGUUGCAGAGUCAGCAAUGACCAGCUUGUAUCAUAGAUGCAAACGCAAACAUGACUGGUUACCGACCUUGUGCUGAUUUGAUGCGUGUGCUACGCUGUGCUGCCUCAUCUGGC